AUGCUGGCCAACAAGAAAAAGACUCCAGAAAAAAUUGUUUUACAAUUCGAUGACGUUCGACAUUUUGUAUGUAAAGAUCUUCCAUUUGAAUUAAUAUCAAAUAAAUCGAUACAGUUUAUUCAAAGAUUUCGUAUAUCUUCGGACUUUUUACAUAAGGAUCCACAUUUAUGGAAAAUAACCACCGAAUAUAAAGAAGCAAAGGAUAUUAUAGCAACAUUAAAAGUUGUCAAUGAUAGUGCAGAAAUAGGUGUGAAUUUGAUGGAGGAUUUCAACGACAAAUUUACGAAACAAGAGGAACAGAAACAAUACGUGUUACGGAUUGUUCAAGAUUAUAGGAAGCAAUACCCGGAAUUCAGCCGAGAAGUUUUAAAACAAACUUAUAAUAAAAUGGGAUAA
This is a messenger RNA of Macrosiphum euphorbiae (potato aphid), 396 nucleotides long. The record is from the annotation of a GenBank genome assembly. NCBI's taxonomy places the organism in Eukaryota, Metazoa, Arthropoda, Insecta, Hemiptera, Aphididae.